Molecule: messenger RNA, 1947 nt
Organism: Oryza brachyantha (malo sina)
Lineage: Eukaryota; Viridiplantae; Streptophyta; Magnoliopsida; Poales; Poaceae
Product: cytochrome P450 71A1-like
Exons: 2
Coding region: 37-1683 (548 amino acids)
Molecular function (GO): iron ion binding; monooxygenase activity; oxidoreductase activity, acting on paired donors, with incorporation or reduction of molecular oxygen
Source: RefSeq, a predicted model, not a curated record
CAUUGGACACAAACGGUAGAGCACACUCCCGCACCUAUGGAGUUCUCGUCGUUUGCUGCGCUGCUGCCCUCUCCCUUCCUCCUCGCCGCGCUUGUGCUCAUUCUCGUCUUCUCAUGCCUCACCGUCUCCUCCACCAAGAGGCCUCCUCCGUCUUCCGGCGAUGGCGGCCGGCGUCUGCCGCUUCCUCCGUCGCCGCCGGGUUUCCCGGUCCUGGGCCAUCUCCAACUUCUUGGCUCCUUGCCGCACCGGAAGCUCCGGUCGCUGGCCGAGGCUCACGGCCCGGUCAUGCUGCUGCGGUUCGGCCGCGUGCCCACCGUCGUGGCGUCGUCGGCGGCCGCGGCGGAGGAGGUGAUGAAGACCCGGGACCUGGCGUACGCGAGCCGGCCCAGGGUGCGCAUGGCGGAGCGACUCAUCUACGGCCGCGACAUGGUGUUCGCGCCCUACGGCGAGUUCUGGCGCCAGGCGCGCCGCGUCGCCGUGCUCCACCUCCUCAGCCCGCGACGCGUCCUCUCCUUCCGCGGCGUCCGGGAGCAGGGGGUCGCCGCCCUGCUCGACGGCGUCCGACGCCACGCCGGCGGCGCCGUGAACCUGAGCAACCUGUUCAUGUCCUACGCCAACGGCGUCAUCUCGCGGGUCGCGCUCGGCGACGCCGGAUACAGGCUCGAGAAGCUGAGGGAGCUCUUCGUCGACUUCGAGGAGCUUCUCGGGACGACGACGGUGGGAGAGUGCGUGCCAUGGCUGGCGUGGGUGGACAAGCUGACGGGUCUUGACGCCAGGGCGGCGCGCACGUCGGCGGCGAUGGACGCCUGGCUGGAGCGUGUCAUCGCGGACCACCGCGAGCGACGGCGGCGGAGCCGCCGCCGCGGCCAGUCGGUUGGCGACGGCGAGGCGGACGGUGAACACCGGGACUUCGUGGACGUGAUGCUGGACGUGAGCGAGGCGGAGGAGGACGGCGGCGCCGGAGAAGUGGUGUUCGACACUGUCGCCAUCAAGGCUAUUAUCCUGGAUAUGAUUGCGGCCGGCACGGACUCCACCUUCACGGUCACGGAAUGGGUCAUGGCGGAGCUCAUCAGCCACCCUCCCGUGAUGCGCAAGCUGCAGGACGAGAUCCGCGGCGCGGCCGCGGGAGCAUCCGGCGGUGCUUCCACCGUCCGUGUUACCGAGGACCACCUCGACAAGCUGCGGUUCCUCAAGGCCGUGAUCAAGGAGACGCUCCGGCUGCACGCCCCAGCGCCGCUCCUCCUGCCCCGCGAGACCACGCGGGACACGGAGCUGCUGGGCUACCGCGUCCCGGCGCGCACACGGGUGGUCGUCAACGCGUGGGCCAUCGGCCGUGACAAGGCCGCGUGGGGGGAGCGCGCCGAGGAGUUCGUGCCGGAGAGGUGGUUCGCCGACGGUGGCGGCAGCGGCGGCGCAGAGACGGUGGAGUACGCGGCGUCGCAGCUAGGGCAGGAUUUCAAGUUCGUGCCGUUUGGCGCCGGCAGGAGGGGCUGCCCCGGCGUUGGGUACGCUGUACCGAGCAUCGAAAUGGCGCUCGCCAAUUUGCUGUACCACUUUGACUGGGAGAUCGCACCAUCCGCUGAUGGGACGGUGCCAUUGAGGAUGGACAUGAGCGAGCUGCAUGGACUGUCAGUCCGUCUCAAGGCAGAUCUCAAUCUAGUCGCUAAGCCAUGGUCUCCCUGAACUUCUUAGGUUCUAUAUAUACUAUCUAAUAUAAAAUUAUGUAUUUGGUUCGCAUAAUGUUAAUUUUAUACAUGUUUCUUAUUUUCAUUUGCAUGACCAUAUGGAUGCUACCCAUGUAUGUUGUAUGUGUAUGUACACACAUAUGUACAUGUGCCCAUGUGUAUAUUUUAUACGGUUAAUUAUAGUAUAUAAAAUAAUGGACUUAAGAAUACACGGUUUAUACACCUACAUGUAUAUAUUGUAUGAUAAACUUGUGCUCUAUAU